UAUAUAUAAGUUUUUAUCUUUGAAAUUUAUGAUGUAACCCAAUAAAAUAGCUAAACAUAGAUUGUACCCGCAAAAUUUUGUGUUUCACGUAACGGCCUGAUUCCAAUCCUCUAUAUAUAUAUUUGUGUCUUUUCUUGCAUACCCUUUUUGUUUCAGAAAAAAAUAUGCAAAUCAAGAAAUCUUUCUCUAUGAAUUCACGCACAGGAAGAGAUUUACAAAGAUACAAUCGUGGUUGUCGUCAAGUUGUUGGAUGUAUUCCAUAUAGAAGCAUAAAAAGGGACCCAUCAUCAUGUGUUCAACAGGGUAGUAGUACCCCUAUUGAUGAUUUGGAAUUUUUAUUGAUUAGCUCACAGAAAAAUCCAAGAAUGAUGUUCCCUAAGGGUGGUUGGGAAAUUGAUGAAUCAUUGGAAGAAGCAGCUUCAAGAGAGACUUUUGAAGAAGCUGGUGUUGUUGGUGAAGUUCAAGUUCAGGAAUAUUUAGGUACAUGGAGUUUCAAAAGCAAAAGCCAAGGCACAUUUCACGAGGGGCACAUGUUUCCUCUGCGUGUAACUGAGGAACUAGACGAUUGGCCUGAGAAAAGUGUUCGUCGACGUUUAUGGGUGAAGUUUAGUGAAGCAAGAGAAGUAUGUUGGCAUCCAUGGAUGAAAGAAGCAUUGGAUGUGUUUGCUUCAAAGAUGUCAAAGAGAAAAGAAGGAACACAAAUGUAUCAUUUCAAGGAAAACACUGUAGUCUGCUGUAGUUAACCCAAUAGUACUACUAGCAAGCAUUAUUCAAUCAUCAAGAUAUGCCACAUUCUCUUUCCCAAAUGUCAAAAAUUUCACAAACUUCUUCUUGCAUUGCAAACAUUGAGUUCAAUGACGAAGUUUAGAAUGAUCACAACUCCAAAAGUCAAGCCAAUUAGUACUACUCUAUGUUCAACGAAGAGUCGAGAAUGAACACCAAAUCAAAGACAAGAACAAACAUUGUAUGAUUAGAAAUGAAAGGAAGGAAAAGAACAUGUUCCAUAUUACGAACCAAGAAUGAGUCCUUGGAAUUACCAUUAUUGUGCAAUCAAGUGUUUGGUUGCAAGUAUUUAGCAGCAGAGAGAGGUGAAGAGAAGUCUAAGAAGUUUGUUUGAUAGAGGUGAAAAGUUGAGAGAACUAGAGGACAUAUGGGAAUUAAGAGUUGUAGAAUAUAUGUACAAAAAAUUUUCCAACUUUCUAUGUAAUUAUAAUCCAAAUUUAUUCAUU
Molecule: messenger RNA, 1229 nt
Organism: Solanum lycopersicum (tomato)
Lineage: Eukaryota; Viridiplantae; Streptophyta; Magnoliopsida; Solanales; Solanaceae
Product: nudix hydrolase 18, mitochondrial-like
Cellular component (GO): nucleus; cytoplasm
Molecular function (GO): pyrophosphatase activity
Source: RefSeq, a predicted model, not a curated record